AUGUACCGACAUCCUCCAACAACGGCAACGCCGUGUCCGCUACCACCCACUCAUCCUCGCGAUUCCAUCCUGAGCACGGCCGGUGAUGACACGACUGCGAACAUCGAAUUCACUGCGGAUUUUGGAGGAUCCUUGAGAAACACCCGGCCACGGAGACAACAUAUCGCGCCUGGGAAGGAGAGAGGGCAGAAGAAUGCAUUGGACUUUGCAAUUCACGAGGAUGCCGAAUUAGGCGGGCGUGGUGGUCAUGGUGAACCCGGUGCCGGUAGGAAGAAGAUCGCUCUGGCGCAACCUGCGAGGAGGGCAGCCGCGGCACGUCCAUCUGUUGCUCAGAAUAUUGACCUUUCCUCUACGAUGGCUUCGCGGCAGCCUCAUGCUUCGAAGUCUGGAACCUCCCUUGUGUUGAAAGAUGAGGGCCGAAAUCGUCAUGCGCCGCGGGAAACAGCCACGCCCGUGAGCGUGAAACAGCUACACAAUGGUCAUAUGAUGCCACAAUUACCAGAUACUUCUCGCAGACUGAGCGGCGUACCACGAAGACCACCCAUCAAGACGGAGCGACCACUACCAUCCUUGCCCGAAGAGCAUGGUUUGACACUGGCACUGGCUCCCACUACCGUUUUGAAGCCUGCUCGGCGGGGCACCAUCUUCAUCCCCAUUGACGACACCACGAUGCCCAGCAUGUACAUGGGCAUCUUUAGUCCGAUCAAGGACUUGGAUGCCAGGAUGACGACCUCCAUGUCAGCGGAGUCGGACAUUGAGAUGACGGGUAUUGCGGCGCAGAUGGCGAAGAAGAGACACCCCCGGAGAUCGAUGAUGGAGGUGUCUCCAAAGCGGGUGCCUUUACAUGCUUUGGGGAAGAAUGUCCAGGGCAGUACUGUCAUUGAGGAUCGCUUCGGGCAGGGUGGUGGAAAGGAGAACAUCCCACCUGGGUACGACGGUGUGGAUAAUGAGAAGUCUGGUCGGAACGUCUCUACUUGCAAGGCGCAGGGACAGGUCUUCGAACAUGACUUGAUACAUGACCACACAAUCCCGAUCAACCAUGGUGGAAGAGGUGGUCACGCGCAACGAUUCGAUUCUGGCUUGGUACUUGAUCAUUUUCAACCCCGGGACCACGAAGAAAAGAAGGUGUCCAAGCUACAUGAGCCCACCGCUAGCUCUAUGGGAAGGACUAUCGACAGGAAAUCUUCCCAACGCGCUGGCGUCAAGCCUACCUGGAACUCGGGGUCCCGCGUCAAACCCUCUCUGCCGGCCGGGCUGAAGAAAACAAGUCCGACAGUCAACCCACGUGUGCAAAUCCAGGACCAAGUGUGCUUCAAAAAGCCCUUUGUGCCUACCCGAUUCAUCGUCCCAAGUGUCAAAACAGAACCGAUCGCUGACGCUUAUCCAAUCCUCACAGAAGACCUGGCCACUCCCUCCAUGUAUGAGGACCGUUGGUUAAAUCACCAGGAAAUCUCCAUCACUCAGCUUGUGAACAACCUGUUCGAAGCGUCUUCUCCAGGACCGUCAGCACUGCAAGAUGGCAUGUUGAGAAUCCGGCUCCUGGAGAGGUACGGCAAUGCCGAACAUGCGAUGCUCUACAGGCGACUACAAGCCGCGUUGAUGUUCGGCGCCCUGAGCGUUCCGUCAGAUAUUCUCAAAGGGGCAGGACGGUUGAGCAGCGAUAUCGGCAGACGAAAGGCGUUCACGGACCUGUGGCUGGAGACAUACAAUUUGUCCUAUCUUCAAGCUGCCUUGGAGGUAGUGGUUGGUCGCCAAAUGCGAGUCGCCGACGUAAGGCGAAGCACAGGAGACAGUGCGACGCGAGAGAGAUUGCAACGCUUCAUCGAGACAUUCUUGAUCAGAAAUGAGGAUGGCACACCUGAUGAGCACGGCACAGAUCGAGCGGCACGGUCUUAUCAACGAACAAUGCUUCGGAGUUUAAUGCUCAUCAGACUUCUGGAUAUCACCAAAAGCACCUCAGACCAGCUGGUGAGCGGAUGUCUGUUCCAGACUGUGUCGCCAUACAAGGACUCCAUCGAUGUCGUCAAAGCUCUGUUUCAGCUACUGAACCCGAGUGCUGGAGACCCCAUCCGAGCUUUGAGCCAUAUUGGAUACCGUGUCACGCAUUCACAAUACCCUCUCGAGGAAUACGACUACAAGAUCAACAAUCUGGCGGUCGAUUUACGCGAUGGGGUGCGACUGACGAGGCUGGUGGAACUGCUAUUGUAUCCAUCGGCAUCGCAGUCUCUUGAGUACUCGCAAGACCCCAACUCCACUAUAACGGUGCUCCUGCCGACCGGAGAACUGCUCUCUCUUGACGAAGGACAACAGGAUUGGCCCCUGUCUCAACAUCUCAAGCUCCCAUGCAUUGGUCGAGCCACGAAACUGUACAAUGUCCAAAUCGCCCUCAGCGCGCUGCAAGGGGUCCGGGGAAUGACGUCGGUGAUCCAAGAGAUAAAAGCCGAGGAUGUCGUGGAUGGCUAUCGAGAAAAGACGGUCAGACUGCUCUGGGGAUUGACCAGCAAAUGGGGCCUAGGUGGGCUCGUGGACUGGCAUGAUGUGGAGCGAGAGAUCAAGAGACUCUGUCGAAGUCUAGAUGCAGAUGCAAACAACACCUACGAAAACGACUUCUUCGACACAUUGUGGCAUGAUGACGAGGACGAAGAUGAACCUGCGCGCUACCAGAUGCUGUUGAAGUCGUGGGCUCAAGCCAUCGCAGCCAAGAAUGGAUUGGUGGUGACGAAUCUGACCACGAGUUUUGCCGGCACGCGGGUGUUUGAGGCUAUUGUGGACGAGUAUGAGGGAUACAUUAUUGUCAACAAUAGCAGCAGCAGCAGCAGCAGCAGUAAGAACGGUGACGCGAGGUCUAGCAAAACCCAAGGUGGAGGACGACUUCCUCUCAGCGCACGAUUACGACAGCUUGGCUGCAGCGAGCAGUUUGCUGGUCUAUUUUCAACAACUACAUCUGACACGUCUUCGCAAACUGGCGGCGGUCGUGGAUGUGGACGGAUUUUCGACCGGGAUUUCGUGCUGGCGGCGCUUGCCUUUCUCUGUUCACGAUUGCUGGAGCCGAGUAGGGGGCCCAGAGCGGCCGUGGUCAUUCAGAGAGCCUGGCAACGGCACUGGAAUAGGGUGGUCGAGGCGCGGAAGUGUCGUUUGAAAAUGAUGGCUGUGGGUUGUGCUGAGGCUGUACGACAGCGUCGACCACUUGAGUUUGUUCAGCCGAGUGAAUACGAAGGUGAAGGAGAAAUCCCUAGACAGCUCUUGCAGCCGAGUGAGAGAGGGAUCGCCUCUGAGCAACUCGUUCAGCCUGGUGAGGAAGGGGCAUCCCAUGAACAAGCUGCUCGGCCUGACGACGAAGACCGUGAAUCAUUGGUGCCGUCCAGCGAUGAUAGAGACAGAGACAGAGACACGAUGAGACAUGGGAAAGCAAAGAAUGCCCAAAUUCAGCAGGAAUCUGACGCCAUUGUACAUCGAAGUGUGCAAGAUGCGGAUGAGGAGGAUAUUUGGUUGUCUCUGUGA
Molecule: messenger RNA, 3501 nt
Organism: Capronia coronata CBS 617.96
Lineage: Eukaryota; Fungi; Ascomycota; Eurotiomycetes; Chaetothyriales; Herpotrichiellaceae
Exons: 1
Coding region: 1-3501 (1166 amino acids)
Biological process (GO): spindle organization; mitotic cell cycle; establishment of meiotic spindle localization
Cellular component (GO): spindle pole
Source: RefSeq, a predicted model, not a curated record